Messenger RNA from Acyrthosiphon pisum (pea aphid), 1780 nucleotides. RefSeq lists its product as uncharacterized. NCBI's taxonomy places the organism in Eukaryota, Metazoa, Arthropoda, Insecta, Hemiptera, Aphididae. The record is from RefSeq and is a predicted model, not a curated record. The coding region runs from base 473 to 1780 and encodes 435 amino acids. The transcript is spliced from 8 exons.
AUUGGUGGUAAUAACAACAAUAUAAUAUUGUUAAGGGUCAACAAUGAGUAUCUUGUUGCGAGGAAUAUUUUCUUGUAUUAUAAACAAUGUGUCUUGUUAAAAUAAUAUUAAGUAUUAUUAAUAUGAUAAGAAACAUUGUCGGUACAAAGAGUCACGGAAUGAUAAUAUAUCUUGUCAAUAUGACAAUAAUAUUAUAAAAUUGACGAGAUAUAAUUUUGAUUUUAUGAUAAUUAUAAUACAGUUCACAAUAUUGUCUUGUGAACUCUAAAUAACCGCCAACGGCUCAUUGUCUGCGUUACCUACUCGCAUUGUACGAUUGCACCUUGCAAGUUACAGUGUUACUCUUCGCGUCGUUAUUCGGUUUUUGCAGCAAAUUGUGUUUUUAAUUGUUUAAUUUGUACGACAAACGAUUUCGCCGGACUUAAUACGCCGAAAGCUCGUGAUUUUAGAUACAGAAUCUUCUACUGUUGUAAUGCCACUAGUACCAGGGUAUAGCUAUCCGACUGAAGAUCUUCAACCUCUACUAGACUUGCUCAAAGAUUGGGGAUUGGAAUGCGUUUAUCAAACAUUGCUUGCUGAAUUAAUAGAUCUGAAAGUGAUGAAAUUGUUAAAAGAUGAUGAUUGUAAAGAAUUAUUGAAUAAAUUUCCAUUAGGAAUUCGAGUUAAGUUCAUUAAUAAUUUGGAAAAUUGGAAAAAAUGUUUACCUCAAAAUGGAAAUAUGACUACUACAAUUCCAUAUAAUACUCCUACCACAAAAACUAUUCAGCAACAAAAAUCUUUAGUUCAUGAUAUUGAUUUGGGUGUUAUAUUGAACGCAUCAACUACUGGUGGAAUGAUAUUGGAAUAUUAUAAAACUAACAAUAGGUUUAAUGAUAAUAUUAGAUCAUUAUUAGUAGAUGCCAUCAUUAGUUACAUCAUUACCAAAAAAAUGACGAUGUCGGUCAACCUUGCUGAUUUUAUUGGUGAUCAAAUAAUUUCUAUGUUUCCAUCAGAAGUAAAAGAUACAUAUUUUAUGAAGUACGAAUCAAACAAGAAUCCAAAAGGAAAACUUUACUCGAAGUUUUAUAAUUCUAUGAGGUUUUUAAAAUCAACUGGUCUUGUUACAUCAAAUGUAAAAAAUGUUGAUAAGCCUAUUAGUCGCAAACAUUGUAUAGAUUUUGAACCAGAAAAAGACAUCAAUUACAUAGUGGAUCAAAUUAAAAAUGACAAAAAUUGUACAUUUCCGGAAGUUGAACGUAAUUGGAAGGCAACAACAAAGUUUAGGUUAAACGAAAUUCAAAAAGCAACUUCAACAAGUGACAUAAUUAGUGACUGGAAUAGUUUUAAAUUACCUCUUGGAUACCGACUUGUUGAUAUUGACUUCAAAACAUUAUAUCCAGACUGUCAGGACUUGAUGACCACAUUUGAGGAAAAAUCCAAACAAAUAAUGAACUUGAUUGAUGAGAAAAUCAAAGAUUCUUCAAGCCGCAAAUUAUUAGAAAGUAUAAAGGAUACUCCAGACAUAAGUCAAAAUGAAACGAAUACAGUUAUGUUUUAUUUAUUACAUGCCAUUUUUGUGCCGACAUCUAAAAAAGUCACCAGAGAUCAUAAUGGCAAAAUAAACCAAGUGAAACACUCUAUUAAAGAUUCACAAAAUAGCUUCAUGAUUUUUAAGAAUUUCGUUGGUUCACCAACACAUCCAAAAGAAACAAUUGUUUUCUUUGAUUCUAUAAAAUAUAAAGUGUUCUCAAUAAUUAAUGCGAUUGAUGUACUUAUGUUUCAAAUUGAUUCAUUUGUUUAA